This is a messenger RNA of Pan troglodytes (chimpanzee), 2463 nucleotides long. It is a transcript of the gene ASPA, whose product is annotated as aspartoacylase. Gene Ontology annotation, cellular component: cytosol. Bases 1000 to 1941 code for a protein of 313 amino acids. The transcript has 9 exons. Gene Ontology annotation, molecular function: hydrolase activity, acting on ester bonds; hydrolase activity, acting on carbon-nitrogen (but not peptide) bonds, in linear amides. The record is from RefSeq and is a predicted model, not a curated record. Lineage: Eukaryota; Metazoa; Chordata; Mammalia; Primates; Hominidae.
AGGCGCCGUGGACCGCGCAGGCGCAGUGGCCGCCACCUCGGCGCGAUGGCAUCUUCGCUGCCUGCCCGGCCGCCCUUGGCCGGGCGCGAUGACGUUAACGCGCUUCCUUGGCGUUCUCACACUGUGGGCGCAGGGAUGGCUCCAGCUCCUUAGAGUUUUGCCCAGAGAGGAAAGGAGACUGUCCUGUGACUGGAGAGACAGAGGCAGAUCUCCUGCCCAACCGGCCUCAGCCCCACCAUCGUCUAAAAAGUGUGCCCCACUUCCCCGCACCCCCUGGCCCUUAGGGUCCAGACAUCCGUUUGUUAGAUGCUGGUGGCCACCCAGAGUGUGCCCGGAGAUGGACUCGAAGGCCACCCGAGGUGUCUGGCUCAAUUUCUGGGUCGGAUGAGGGUCAGGGAAUCUGAGUCCCCAGGAGGCUGGGGACAGAGCUGAAGCCCAGGUUCAGAUGGCGGCCAUGGAAGGCGGAGAGCCGUCAGCGAGGCAGCGCCGGGGCUGCGGGAGCUUGCGGGAGCUUGCGGGAGGGAAGCGCCCGUGAGCCGCAGAGACGCUCUGCAGGGGAAGCCGCGUGGUGUGCGACCCUGGGCGUUGAGCUCCAGGCUUCCUGGCAAAGAGGACUGUGGAUUCCUGGCCCUGUGACCUUGGGUUGGAGUGCAAUGGCACAAUCUCAGCUCACUGCAACCUCCGCCUUCCAGGUUCAAGUGAUUCUCCUGCCUCAGCCUCCUGAGUAACUAGGAUUACAGGCACCUGCCACCACGCCCAGGCCAAAAAUGAGGAAGAUUCAUAAGUAAGUUAACACAGAAUUACCAAAAACUUCAUGAGAAAGAAAUGAAGGGAUGUUUCAGGGUAGCUUUUCGAGUCCCAAGUGAUCAUUGAUUUGGCCCUUCUGUUUCUGAUUGUGAAAAAGCAUUCUGAAAGAAUGGGCGCCGCUUCAAGAGGAGGUCUCUGAGGGUCAGCCUUUGGCUGUUUAUAGAGAAAUCAGAUAAAAAACUACUUGGUGAAAUGACUUCUUGUCACAUUGCUGAAGAACAUAUACAAAAGGUUGCUAUCUUUGGAGGAACCCAUGGGAAUGAGCUAACCGGAGUAUUUCUGGUUAAGCAUUGGCUAGAGAAUGGCGCUGAGAUUCAGAGAACAGGGCUGGAGGUAAAACCAUUUAUUACUAACCCCAGAGCAGUGAAGAAGUGUACCAGAUAUAUUGACUGUGACCUGAAUCGCAUUUUUGACCUUGAAAAUCUUGGCAAAAAAAUGUCAGAAGAUUUGCCAUAUGAAGUGAGAAGGGCUCAAGAAAUAAAUCAUUUAUUUGGUCCAAAAGACAGUGAAGAUUCCUAUGACAUUAUUUUUGACCUUCACAACACCACCUCUAACAUGGGGUGCACUCUUAUUCUUGAGGAUUCCAGGAAUAACUUUUUAAUUCAGAUGUUUCAUUAUAUUAAGACUUCUUUGGCUCCGCUACCCUGCUACGUUUAUCUGAUUGAGCAUCCUUCCCUCAAAUAUGCGACCACUCGUUCCAUAGCCAAGUAUCCUGUGGGUAUAGAAGUUGGUCCUCAGCCUCAAGGGGUUCUGAGAGCUGAUAUCUUGGAUCAAAUGAGAAAAAUGAUUAAACAUGCUCUUGAUUUUAUACAUCAUUUCAAUGAAGGAAAAGAAUUUCCUCCCUGCGCCAUUGAGGUCUAUAAAAUUAUAGAGAAAGUUGAUUAUCCCCGGGAUGAAAAUGGAGAAAUUGCUGCUAUCAUCCAUCCUAAUCUGCAGGAUCAAGACUGGAAACCACUGCAUCCUGGGGAUCCCAUGUUUUUAACUCUUGAUGGGAAGACGAUCCCACUGGGCGGAGACUGUACCGUGUACCCCGUGUUUGUGAAUGAGGCCGCAUAUUACGAAAAGAAAGAAGCUUUUGCAAAGACAACUAAACUAACGCUCAAUGCAAAAAGUAUUCGCUGCUGUUUACAUUAGAAAUCACUUCCAGCUCACAUCUUACACGGUGUCUUACAAAUUCUGCUAGUCUGUAAGCUCCUUAAGAGUAGGGUUGUGCCUUAUUCAACUGCAUACAUAGCUCCUAGCACAGUGCCUUAUUCGGUAGGCAUCUAAGCAAAUUUCUUAAAUUAAUUAAUAUAUCUUUAAAGAUAUCAUAUUUUAUGUAUGUAGCUUAUUCAAAGAAGUGUUUCCUAUUUCUAUAUAGUUUAUUAUACAUGAUACUUGGGUAGCUCAACAUUCUUAAUAAACAGCCUUUGUAUUCAGAAUAUAAAAUUGAAAUAGAUAUAUAUAAAGUUAUUUGUUUUAUUGUGCUUUGCCUUACUACACUUCACGGAUACUGUACUUUUUUUCCAAAUUGAAGGUUUUUGGCAACCCUGUGUCUAGAAAGUCUAACAGUGCCAUGUUUCCAACAGCAUGUGCUCACUCCUUGUCUCUGUGUCACCCUUUGAUAAUAUUUCAAGCUUUUUUAUGAUUUAUUAUAUCUGCUAUGGUGAUCUGUGA